Molecule: messenger RNA, 3185 nt
Organism: Durio zibethinus
Lineage: Eukaryota; Viridiplantae; Streptophyta; Magnoliopsida; Malvales; Malvaceae
Source: RefSeq, a predicted model, not a curated record
ACGAGCAGUAGGGAAGCCUUUACAGGACAUGGCUUUUCUCUGCUCCUCUCUUUGGUGGUAUGGUCUCUGUUGACAAUAAAAUUUUUCUCUUAAUAAUCUUUACUAAAUCUUCAAAUUUUCAUAUUUUGCUUAUUGGGUGGUUUUUAUUUUUCCAAAUUUCUGUACCAUAUUUGGUUGGGCUGGGAAGGAAAAACGGUUAAUUGAUUGCUUUUGUACUAUGUUUUCACUGUCGAUCUUUGACUGCUUUCCUUAGUAGUAUCUUCCUUUUUUUUUUCUUUACUUAUUUUUGCUGUUUUGAAGGCUUGAGAUUCCAAGCAAACCUUUGUUUUGUUUUCUCUUUUUUGAAGCUUGAACAAUAAGUGAAAGGUGGGAGCUUGAUUAUUGUGUGUUUAUUGGUGAUAUUAUUGUUAUUAUGAUGAUGGGAAAAUGAGGGACUUUUGACCAUAGAAAAGAGAUCAGGAUAAAGCAAAGGGAAAGGAACAGGGUAGUGAGAUAGAUAUAUGUGAGUUUGUUCAAUAAAGAGGAAAAAAAAAGGUAUUUUUCAUGCUUUAUGAUUUGUCAAUGAGAGAAGAAUUGUGUAGAAAAACACCAACUUCCAUCCUUUUUUUUUUUGUUUUACAUCUGUUAUGUAUAACCUAGAUGUAAUGUGCCUUGAAGGGUGCUUGUCACUGCUGUGAAUUGAAAGUGUGUUGGGGGAGUGGAGGAGAGGUUUUAAAAUCUUUCUUUUUAGGUUCCUUGAGAAUCUGUGUUGUUUUAUUUUUUGGGGGAAAAGGGAGUGUUUCAAAGAUGCCUAUGUUUCAACCCUCAAGGAGGGAUGGGGUUGUUGUUGCUGGAUUUGAGGGUAGCGGUGAUGGGCAGUUUCUAGAUCUGGAUACUGCUGUUAAAGAUGGGGUUUUGGGUGGUGUUGUUGGUGCUGGAGUCAUUGGUGCUGCUGUUGGUGAGAAAUUGGAUCUGAAGAAAAUGAUUGAAGAGCUUGAUUUACCUGAGAUUCCUUCUGUGUUUAUUUGUCCAAUCUCCCUUGAUCCAAUGCAAGACCCUGUUACCCUUUGCACUGGCCAAACUUAUGAGAGGUCCAACAUUCUCAAAUGGUUCAAUUUGGGGCACUAUACUUGUCCCACUACAAUGCAGGAGCUAUGGGAUGAUUCUAUUACCCCAAAUAGGACCCUUUACCAUUUGAUUUAUACUUGGUUUUCGCAGAAAUAUUCGCUUAUGAAGAAGAGAUCAGAGGAUGUACAAGGAAGGGUAAGUGAGCUUCUUGAGACAUUGAAGAAGGUUAAGGGUCAAGCCAGGAUUCAAGCCUUGAAGGAGCUGAGGCAAGUUGUGACAGCACAUGAUACGGCUAGGAAGACGGUGGUUGAUGAAGGUGGGGUUUCUGUAAUUUCAUCCUUGUUAGGCCCAUUUACGUCCCAUGCGGUUGGUUCAGAAGCAAUUGGGAUUCUUGUCAAUUUGGAGCUUGAUUCAGAGUCCAAAACCAAUUUGAUGCAGCCGACAAAGAUUUCAUUGAUGGUGGAUAUGCUGAAUGAAGGGUCAGUGGAGACAAAGAUCAAUUGUACGCGAUUGAUGGAGAAGUUGAUGGAGGAGAAGGAAUUUCGCUCAGAGAGCAUUUCCAGCCAUCGACUGUUGGUUGGGUUAAUGCGCUUGGUCAAAGAUAAGAGGCACUCGAGUGGAAUUUUGCCUGGACUUAGCUUCCUCAGAUCUAUAUGCUUGCAUAAACAAGUCGGGAGUUUGAUUGUGAGUAUUGGAGCCGUUUCUCAAUUGGUAGAAUUGUUGCCUGCCUUGGAGACUGAUUGCUUGGAAUUAGCCCUCUUCAUAUUGGACACAUUAUCUUCUCUUCCGGAGGGUAAAGUAGCUUUGAAGGAUUGCGCAAACACAAUUCCGAAUAUGGUGAGGCUUUUGAUGAGAGUUUCAGAAAGCUGUACUCAAUAUGCGUUGUCAAUUUUGUGGUCUGUAUGUAAACUUGCCCCUGAAGAAUGCUCCUUAGUUGCUGUAGAAGCAGGUUUAGCAGCAAAGCUGCUUCUCGUGAUUCAGAGUGGUUGCAAUCCUGUCUUGAAGCAAAAGUCUGCAGAGCUCUUGAAGUUAUGUAGUCUAAAUUAUACGGACACCAUCUUUAUUUCAAAGUGCAAGCUCACAAGGACAAUCCAAUGAGGGAAAUUUUACUUUGCGAUCUUUCAUACAGCCUUUUGCUAAUGAGGCAAGGGAGUUAAAGGGCCUGCCUAUCCGGGUCAAAAAAUCUUCCAAGAUUGAACAAUCAUACAUAUGACUAUAUGAGAAGGGGGUUUGAACUUUGAGGUAUGAAUUAACUCUCCUGUAUAUAUUUCAAGCACUUCAAUUCCAGCAAUUGAUUCAACUUAAAGAACACUCAUAAUGUGGACAAGAAAACCACAUUUCUUGCUGCAAUGGAAUUAUGUCGAGUUCUCUUUUCCAAUGCCUUGUCAAAUAAACCCUUCUAAAAGAAGAGAUGAUGUAAAAAUGUUUAUGUGCAAUGGACUAGUUUCGGGGUAUAUUGUUCGAUAGCAAUACGUUUAAGAGGAGUUCAAUUUGUGCAAGACUAUGGAGCUUGCAAUUAUAUUGUAAUAGACAAAGAAUUGCUUUGCUCCAUGGGCCCUUCUAUCUCCCAAGUUGUUCCCAUGGUAGGGGGCCUUCCAAUUUUCUGUCUGGGUUGUAGUGGGAGUUUUGCUUUAAGCUCCACACAAUCGUAGAGACUGGAAUGUGUACAAUGAAAGUAACCAUUUCGUUUUUCGUUCUUCUUAUCUCAUUUCUGUAUUUUUGAUUCAUUUAAGAUUUUGGUAUCAUUGUCUUUCGCAGACAAUUCAAUUUAAUUCAUUGUUUCAAAUCAUGAUGGAUCCAUGAUCCUGGUUGCUAGGUUAGAAUUUAUAAAAAGUAAAGAUAAAGAGAGGGACCAGCUUUUACACAUGCGUUGAACUAUUACUAUUUUGGAGGUCCAUUUAUGUACUUUACAUAGCCCUUUGUGGGAGAAGUUGAGGACAGCACCCAUUGUCACCUCGCUUUCAAUCACUGUUUCAAUCACUGUUGUAACGAAAAGAGAGAAAAGAAAGUUGAGAACUUUCACUGCACAGAUUGACAAGGAACUCCUAUUUCAGAUUGUAGUAUUUGCCUGCGUAACCAAUGCAUCUGGCAGAAGCAAGUGCGUUAAUUUUAUCUGGAAUUAGCCCUGGUAGUUUACG